AAUGAGAAUACCACUCUGUUAAAACAUAUGUUAAAAUUACCUAACAAAAUUUGACAACACACGCGAAUCAGGAAAGUGGAAAGGCAAUAAACCCGGCCGGAAACAGGAGAAAAUGCAUACAGAUCUUUCCUCACAUCUGCACACGCCCGCUUGCAACAAGUUGAUCGAGGAACUCCAGGCCUGCCACGAAAAUAACGCCUUCGCAAAAUUUGUGGGCGUGUGCAACUCCAUUGACGACAAGGUGGUCAAGUGCCUAAAAGGCGAGAGAAUCGCCCGAUCCGCCGCUAAUCGCGCCAAAGCCCGUGAACGUCAGGCGAAGUACAAGGAAAAGUUGCUCCAGCAGGAAAGUAACUAAGGAAAGAAAUCAACCAGGAUGUCAGUACAAGCAGAUGAUCCAUUGGAACCAUUCUACUUCGAGCAUGAGGAGCAGGAGAUCUG
Messenger RNA from Drosophila simulans, 438 nucleotides. Its product is annotated as COX assembly mitochondrial protein 2 homolog. Lineage: Eukaryota; Metazoa; Arthropoda; Insecta; Diptera; Drosophilidae. The record is from RefSeq and is a predicted model, not a curated record. The coding region runs from base 113 to 355 and encodes 80 amino acids. The transcript has 2 exons. Gene Ontology annotation, cellular component: mitochondrion.